Molecule: messenger RNA, 1153 nt
Organism: Scheffersomyces stipitis CBS 6054
Lineage: Eukaryota; Fungi; Ascomycota; Pichiomycetes; Serinales; Debaryomycetaceae
Gene: CUE5
Product: ubiquitin-binding protein
Exons: 1
Coding region: 1-1101 (366 amino acids)
Biological process (GO): ubiquitin-dependent protein catabolic process
Cellular component (GO): cytoplasm
Molecular function (GO): ubiquitin binding; ubiquitin conjugating enzyme binding
Source: RefSeq, a predicted model, not a curated record
AUGUCCAAGUAUACCAAGGAAUUGAAGGUUGUAGCCAACGAGCCUGUCGAUUUAGACGAAUCAGGCAAUUCCGCCACCAAAGCUGCAAAAGAAGAACUAGAAGAAUCCACCGAAAUCCCCUUAGACGACCCAAUUGCAGCAAAAACUGACGAAUCUGGGAAACCAGACACAACAGAGACUGCCACAGAAGCCAUUCCCAUCGAUGAUGCAGAGGAAGACGCAGGUCCUCCACCUCCUCCCAGACCUGUUGACCCUCUCGUGAAAAUCACCAACGAGUUGAAGGAUGCUUUCCCUGCCAUUGAGGAAAAGAUCGUGACUGCCGUCUUGAUUGCAUCGCAGGGAAAUGUGGAUCCUGCGUUCAAUGCGUUGUUGUACCUUUCCGAUCCAUCGUUCAAGCCCGAGAUCCCAAUUCCUGCCGAGCCUGUUAUCGCAGGAUCUGCGUCAAUUGCUGCAAAGCCAGCAUCUGCUACCAUCACCGACGACGAGUUGUUAGCCAGACGGUUGCAAAAGGAAUUCGAGAAGGAAGAAAAAGAAAGAAGAAGGCGCCAUUCCGAACGUAAGCAACGUAAAGAAUACCGCGAUCCAAAAGAGUUUGACAACAGCCCUGACGAAUUCGACCAGAUCAAGGACACGUUUUCGCAAGGCUUUGAAGAGGCAAAAACGACACUCAACAGCUGGGUCAGCGGUUUGGCCAAGAAGUUUGACGGUGGAAACGACCAACAGCUGCAUGAGAAACAGAACCCCAAACUCUUUGGUGCUUUAGGUGGGUCUUCUUUUGGUGAAAACAGAGGUAAAGCUGGAUCUCGGUUUGACGAAGAUCCCGAGAUCAUCUCGCACGACUUCCAUAACCGAAUCAGUUUGAACGAUAACGACACUGAGGAACAGCCUGCGUUGCCCAAGAGAACUCUGGUAGAUAAACAGUUGCCUCCAGAACCACAAUCAGACACUCCUACUGCUGUUCCCGCCAGAACACCAGCAAAAAAGUGGCAACCUCUUGAGUCAGAUGUUCCUGCAAACUCUGAUGCGUUUUUGGUGACAGACAGUGAAGAUGAAGACGGUGCCGACGUGGGUACUGGUGCCAAAAAGACCUCAGCGUUGUAGUGACGGUCUUCUAGUCUAUGUAGUAAAGAUACAAUAAAGAGAAUUAAUCCGU